Messenger RNA from Drosophila biarmipes, 388 nucleotides. RefSeq lists its product as uncharacterized. The coding region runs from base 127 to 297 and encodes 56 amino acids. NCBI's taxonomy places the organism in Eukaryota, Metazoa, Arthropoda, Insecta, Diptera, Drosophilidae. The transcript has a single exon. The record is from RefSeq and is a predicted model, not a curated record.
UUGCAUCUGCAGCUGCAUCGGCUGCUGCUGAUGCGAUUAUGUCAUCGCCGCUUGUAUCACUGAUUCGACAAGGUUCCAACGUGCCUUGCGAGUUGCGAGUUGAGAGUAAUUGUUUUGGUCGCCAGAAUGCUUCCACCGCUGGGCUCUGCCCUCCUCUGGCUGGCGAUGCUGCUGCUCCUGAUGGAACUGGUGGAGGUGUGGUCCGUUUGCUGUGCCUGUCCCGCGCCCCGCUGCAAAAUCCCGCAAUGGCCGUGCUGCACCAAGAAGUCCAAGUGGUACCACAAGCUUUUCGGUUAGGCAAUGGCCAACGCCAACAAUAUACUCGGUUUCUAUAAGUAAAUAGGUUCUGGGCAUAUUUACACCGAUAAUAUAUAUACUACAAAGCCAA